Branchiostoma belcheri (Belcher's lancelet) is the source of this 980-nucleotide messenger RNA. RefSeq names its product transmembrane protein 127-like. The record is from RefSeq and is a predicted model, not a curated record. Gene Ontology annotation, biological process: negative regulation of cell population proliferation; negative regulation of TOR signaling. NCBI's taxonomy places the organism in Eukaryota, Metazoa, Chordata, Leptocardii, Amphioxiformes, Branchiostomatidae. The transcript is spliced from 2 exons. Bases 108 to 875 code for a protein of 255 amino acids. Gene Ontology annotation, cellular component: membrane.
CGUAGUUGUUUGAAAAUGUUGUUUCGAUGCUGUGUAGGAAAUGACAAAUCGAAAUUUCGGACGUCCAUGUUUGACGCUGUUCAUAGAUGAUGCCAUAAGAAGAAGCCAUGUCGACUCCAGAAGCAGCCUCUCCCGCUCCCUCCACGCCGUCUGAUCCUCCCGCUGUCUCCCCGGCGGUCGCGGCAGUCCGUCGGCGAUGGCGGCGGCCCAAACGCCGCGAGCGGAACGUGGCCGGUGCAGCCUUCAGCGUCGUCGUCAUCGCUGCUCUCAGCACCGCCCUGGCGGAGCCCCGGUGGUUCCACGUCCAUGGCGGGAAGUGCCAACACACCAACGAGUACAUCGGCAUCAACCUGUUCCUCAGAGACAGCACCGUCCAGCCUCUACUGGACGCCUACUGCGUCACCGCGCACGCCGUUCUCAUACUCCGGGUCGUCUUCACGCUCUGCCUGGUUGCCAUGGUUACCAGCAUCGCUGCCUUCAUAAUAGACAUCCUGGGCUCGAUGAGGAAGUCCUGGAGGAUUCUCAGACGUAACGGAGUGGCGAACAUCCUGACCGUUCUGCUGUGCGUGACGGCGAACGGUUUGUGUUACUGGGCCUCCACCAUGAUGUACGCGCUCCAGCACAGCCACCGCAUCUACACGGGAAGCAAGGUGUACGUCACGUUCGAUGUUGGGUACUACCUGGUGGCCGGCGCGGGCAGCGCGGCCGUCCUGGCGGUGGCGUGCGGACUCCUGCGCAGAUACCCUCCGGAAGACGACGACCAAUCAGACGGACUGAUGCUGAUGGAUAACGAUGAACUAGAUUUCUGGCGGGGAGUGGAAUACGCAGCCAUGAUGGAGCGACAGCAGGCUCCACCUCCUGCAUACGCUCCUUGAGACGGAUCAGUGUUUUUGACUUAAUAACGUCUAUUCCAAAGACUAAGUAUGGCCUAAGAAAAAAAGGUUGUGUUUCCUGUUUCCCGACCAACCCUAGAAAAAACU